AUGGAAUUCCCCGCUCCUCACAUCCUUCAUCCCCAAGGCUCUCACACCCAUACUGUUAUCCUCCUACAUGGGCGCAGCAGCGAUGGCCCUGAGUUCGCCGAAGAACUUUUCUCAUCAACCGCGUCCAACGGUAAAAGCCUGCUAUCUUGUCUACCAACCUAUCGUUGGGUUUUUCCAACCUCCCGUGACCGAUGGAGCACCAUAUUUCAGGAAGAGAUGUGUUCGUGGUUCGACGCUUACUCCUUAAGCGAUAUACAAGCACGGCAAGAAUUGCAGAAAGAUGGGUUGCAAGAAUCAAUUUUCCAAAUUCUUGGUAUCUUGGAAUCAGAAGCCAGAUUGUUAGGAGAGGAUCUUAGCCGCAUCUAUCUUGGAGGUAUUAGCCAGGGCAUGGCGACUGCCUUAUGGGCGUUUUUUGCUGCAGUUGGGACACGCCGUAUCUACGGGCCAUUGGCUGGUCUGCUGGGCUUCUGUGGAUGGCUGCCUUUCGCACGGCAACUGGAGGUUUCGCUAUGUGACCCAACGGCUGCUUAUCAAACCCCUGGUUCUCCUCAGAUACGGGACUUAGUUUCACGAUUUGUACUUGGUGAAAUUAUCGGUCAUGAAGGGUCUCUGUCCCAAGAAUAUGCCGACGUCUCGGUUCUAUCAACUCCCGUAUCUCUAUGCCAUGGAGCAGACGAUGCGUGGGUACCAGUGAAUCUUGGGCGACAGGCAUCUCAGGUUUUACGGAAGAUCCUGGUCCGUGUCGAAUGGAACGAGUUCACUGGCGCAGAGAAUGAUGGUCACUGGAUCUCAGAGCCUGAGGGAUUCGACCGCAUUCUUCAAUUUCUUGAAAGACCCAAUUCUUGCAAUGAUCUGCGGGCCAACCGUUAG
This is a messenger RNA of Talaromyces atroroseus, 870 nucleotides long. RefSeq lists its product as hypothetical. Gene Ontology annotation, biological process: protein depalmitoylation. Lineage: Eukaryota; Fungi; Ascomycota; Eurotiomycetes; Eurotiales; Trichocomaceae. Gene Ontology annotation, cellular component: cytoplasm. The transcript has a single exon. Gene Ontology annotation, molecular function: carboxylic ester hydrolase activity; palmitoyl-(protein) hydrolase activity. The record is from RefSeq and is a predicted model, not a curated record. Bases 1 to 870 code for a protein of 289 amino acids.